Molecule: messenger RNA, 285 nt
Organism: Lathyrus sativus (Indian pea)
Lineage: Eukaryota; Viridiplantae; Streptophyta; Magnoliopsida; Fabales; Fabaceae
Source: the annotation of a GenBank genome assembly
AUGAACUUGGCAAUUAAACAACAACGGAGAGUGGAAAGGAGCUCAAACUUUAGGGGUUUGGCUCCUCUCUACCAAAUCUACAUCGCAGUAACGAAGAUUAAGCAGAAAGAAGAAGAAAUUAAGGUGCCACCAACUUACGAGGCGGAGAUGGCCUCAGAAUGCGUUGAAUGCGGAGGUCAUGGAAAUGCAGAUAAAACCAGAGGAACUUCGAACAAGGUUGAACAUUGUGAGAGAAGGCUCAGUUUUGUGGAACUUAACAUUAGAGGGGGCAAAGGUGAUGACUAG